Molecule: messenger RNA, 1425 nt
Organism: Exophiala xenobiotica
Lineage: Eukaryota; Fungi; Ascomycota; Eurotiomycetes; Chaetothyriales; Herpotrichiellaceae
Exons: 1
Coding region: 1-1425 (474 amino acids)
Molecular function (GO): acyltransferase activity, transferring groups other than amino-acyl groups
Source: RefSeq, a predicted model, not a curated record
AUGGCUGACCCAACGUUCGAUACCACCAUCUGCUUCUCAAGUCCAUCUUUUCAUGUUGAUCUUGCUGCACUUGAUGCACAACAUCCUGUUCACUACAGCCGCCGCUUACUUCUCUUCCGCUGCUCGUCCAUUGAGCAACGGGAUGCGCAACUUGCAGCCCUAAAGACAGGCAUCCGAUGUCUGGUCUCGCGUUGUCCCAUUCUAACAGGCGAUAUUGUGUCUCUUCCCGAAAAUGAGGCCAUCGACGGGAAAGAUGACUGGCGGACUAUCGUUCCUGGACGAGCUCUGGAGCUGGUCGUCAGAGACUUACGAGAAGCAAUGCCAUCUUUCCAAGAGCUCGAGAAAUCCAAUUUCCAACCAUCAUUACUACCAUACAGCCUCCUUGUACCCAUUCCAGAGGAUAUUGGCAACGACCAGCCAUUCAGUGCGUGCAAGAUACAAUUCAGCUCGAUCGAGGGCGGCACGAUAAUCACGAUUGCCCAUUCACAUUCUGUGGCCGACGGCUCUGGCACGAACGAGCUGAUGCGCGUGCUCGCCGAAGAAACACGCCGCGCACAGGAUCACCAUUCAUGGCCACAGCCCACGGCUGAAGCUGAGGCCUCGGACGAUCUGCCUACGGGGAUGGGCCUGGACCGAAGCUUCAUGCGCAAUAUAACGAGCGAUAUACCAUUCGAUAUCAACGACCACCCAGGAUAUUCUUGGAACCCAGAACCUGCACCACCGAACCAUCCCUUCGUGGCGACAGCACCAGAAGUCCCUGUCCUUAUACGGAUCUGCCCGGCUGGCCUGGCGCGACUCAAGUCCGACGCAAGCAGCCGCGAGCCCAACGUCGCGUCUAUCUCCACGCACGAUGCCCUCGCCGCGCUGAUGUGGCGCACCGUGCUGCUCAUCAAGUCCCGUCGUUCUGACGAGGCCAAAGCACUUCCCCUAGAGACCAAGACAAGCCUUUUCAUGCCUUCCGAUGCGCGCCGACACCUGGGCCUGCAGACCUCGUACGUCGGGAACGCGGUGUAUCAGCUUGCGGCCCCGCUCGACCUAGUUACGCUCCUGGGCCCGAGGGGGUUGCAAGACGCUGCCAGGGCACUCCGCACAGCGAUCAACGCAGUCACGCCGGAAAAGGUCAAGAGUCUCAUGGCGAUGACCAAUCAACGUUGGAUUCCUUGGGCGUUCCUGAGCACGGCAUGGACGACAGGGUUCCCAAUGGGCACGGACUGGACGGGUGGAGAGGUGUAUGCAUAUGAUUGGGGAAGUGCGUUUGAUGGAAAUGGAAGGAUAGUGAGCUACAGAUACCCCAACGAGGCGUUCAAUUGUGUGUUCCCUCGGUUGCCGGAUGGGAGCGCGGAGGUGGUUGUUGCUGUGUUGCCUGGAGAGGUUGAGGUCGUGAAGGGUGUGGAAGGGUUCGGGAGGUAUCUGGACGAGACGUAA